This is a messenger RNA of Paraphaeosphaeria sporulosa, 804 nucleotides long. RefSeq lists its product as uncharacterized. Lineage: Eukaryota; Fungi; Ascomycota; Dothideomycetes; Pleosporales; Didymosphaeriaceae. The transcript has a single exon. Gene Ontology annotation, biological process: Golgi organization; intra-Golgi vesicle-mediated transport; protein transport. The annotation marks the transcript as partial. The record is from RefSeq and is a predicted model, not a curated record. Gene Ontology annotation, cellular component: membrane; COG complex.
UCGGCCUCAGACUCCGACUCUGAAAACGACGCCACACUCCCAUACCCCGCGCCCCUCUCCCGGUCCUCCUUCCUCUCCCCUACCUUCACGCCCCAGUCCUACCUCUCGACCCUGUCCAACCGCCACCAAACCCUCGAAGACCUGCGCUCCGACCUGCGCGCCCGCUCUGCGCUGCUCUCCCGCGAAUUGCUCGACCUCGUCAACACGCAUUACACAGACUUCCUCACUCUGGGCGCGAGUUUGCGCGGCGGUGAUGAGAAAGUCGAGGAGGUGAGGGUGGGGCUGCUGGGGUUUGGUAAAGAGGUGGGCGCGCUGGCGGAGCGUGUUGGGGAGCGCGAGCAGGAAGUUAAGGCAUUGGUGGAGGAGAGGGAGAGGAUUAGACGUGGUGUCGUGGUGGGGAGGAGGCUCGUAGGGUUUGAGGAGGGGCUGAAGGGGGUAGAGGAGGGGCUGGGGAUUGUGGAGGUGGCUGCGAGCGAUAGUGAGGACGAGGACGAUGAGGAUGAGGAUGAGGACGACGAAGAGGGUAUGGUGGGCGGCGUGUCGAUUGCGAAGCUGGCACGGCAUGUGCUGCAAUGGAGGGUUGUAAGGGAGGCGGAAAAGGGGCUGACAGGCCACCCGUUUGUGGUUGCGCAGGCGCCGAGGAUGGCGAAGGUGAGGAGUACGCUGUUGCUGGAUUUGAGUGCGGCGUUGAGGCAGGCGAAGGCGGCGGGGGCAAAGGGGAGCGUCGUGAGGAUCAUGAAGGUCUAUGCGGAUAUGGGGGAGGAGGGUGAGGCGGUCAAGGUACUCAAAGGGCUGAGGUCGUGA